Molecule: messenger RNA, 1228 nt
Organism: Paramacrobiotus metropolitanus
Lineage: Eukaryota; Metazoa; Tardigrada; Eutardigrada; Parachela; Macrobiotidae
Exons: 3
Coding region: 128-1156 (342 amino acids)
Molecular function (GO): protein binding
Source: RefSeq, a predicted model, not a curated record
AAAAGAGUUUGCACACGAGCAGCACUGGGUAAAUAAGAUACAGCGUGCUCUCAAACAAGCGAAACGCUUUCGCGCGGUUGAUAUCGCUAGAAAGCGUAAACAUCCUGGCGAUGACGGACAGACGACAAUGAAACAUGUACUGCCUGCUGAGACGCAUCUCCUGCGCGAGAUCUUCCACUCACUGGAUACCGUCAGCCGCCAGAAACUGCGGCGCGUCUGUCCGCUGUGGAAUGCCGUCUUGACUGGCGCGGACAGCAGGAAAACCGUCUGGAUUUCCUUCGAGAUGAACCCGUUUUUUCUACUGACAGUGGAGGAUUUUACCUACGUUUAUGGCGCUGUCGCUUGCCUGAUUAAGAGCAUUAACAGUUCCACGCAACGAUUGGUUGUAGAGUGUAUGAAGGGGGAAAAUAUGGGCGGUGCCGUAGCGGUUGUUCGCUGGAUGCUGGGCGGUAUUCGUUUGAAACAGCUGAUAUUUCAGAGUUUGAAAUUGGAUUGGGAUGAUCGUUUCGUGCAAGAUUACGCUGACAACGGUGAUGUUGUCGAGGAAGUAGAUGAUGGAAGCAACAAGGUGAUACGGCGCUUGGUUAAAGACUUGAAGAGUUUACCGCCGUGCUGCACUGAAGUCAGACUGCGCCAGUGUGAAUUUUAUUGGUACCGAGGCUGCCGACGGAUGACGGCGAUUAUCCCCAAUGCUGCGAUUCAACUGGAUGCCGCGGAUAUCGAAGCGCAAUUCUGGGAUCUCUAUGAGGCCACUCAGGCCAGUCUGUCGCGCGAUGGAGUGAAUGUGGAGGUGAUGGCGGAAUGGAUUCGAUCAGGAUCGGAAGAACGCCGUACAAUGGCUGCUCAGUUGCUUAAUGACUGGCAAAGUCGCGAUCCGCGAUUAACUACGCAGUAUCGCGGUCACGAGUGGACGGAGGAGAAUCUGGAGGAUGUGGAUGUUUCCCAGCUGACCACCAUCACGCUGCGUGCAUUGACAGAAGUUUCGGCAUCUGCGAAUAGUUGUGAAGGCGUUCAACCUGACGAAGACAAUGAUGGCGGUGAACUCAACGAAGACAUCAUCGGGGACGAAGACUUGAUUGAUGAGGACGAGGUCGCAGAUUACGAUGGCAUGCCACUGGCAGGUGCCACUGCCACGUUUUACCCCCUGCCGUCCUAAACAUGGUGCGCAAUGCAUAUCUUUCCGGGAUAUUUUUGCGGUUUUUAACCGUAUUUUGCGUAUUGGGUGCCC